AUGAAGGUCUCUGCAGCACUCCUCUGCCUGCUGAUCUCUAUGGCCACCUUCAGCACGCAUGUGCUUGCUCAGCCAGGUAAGCCAUCCCCUCUUCCUCCAACCAUCUGCUGCUUCAAGGUGAGCAGUAAGAAGAUCCCCAUCCAGAGGCUGGAAAGCUACACAAAGAUCACUGGCAGCAAGUGUCCCCUGAACGCUGUGGUCUUCAAGACCAAAUUGGCUAAAAAAAUUUGUGCUGACCCCAAAGAGAAGUGGGUUCAAGAUUCCAUGAAGUACCUGGACCAAAAAUCUCCAACUCCAAAGCCAUAA
Molecule: messenger RNA, 306 nt
Organism: Elephantulus edwardii (Cape elephant shrew)
Lineage: Eukaryota; Metazoa; Chordata; Mammalia; Macroscelidea; Macroscelididae
Gene: CCL11
Product: chemokine (C-C motif) ligand 11
Exons: 3
Coding region: 1-306 (101 amino acids)
Biological process (GO): cellular response to interleukin-1; immune response; G protein-coupled receptor signaling pathway
Cellular component (GO): extracellular region
Molecular function (GO): CCR chemokine receptor binding; chemokine activity
Source: RefSeq, a predicted model, not a curated record